Molecule: messenger RNA, 2433 nt
Organism: Drosophila erecta
Lineage: Eukaryota; Metazoa; Arthropoda; Insecta; Diptera; Drosophilidae
Gene: Phf7
Product: mucin-22
Exons: 4
Coding region: 256-1926 (556 amino acids)
Cellular component (GO): nucleus
Source: RefSeq, a predicted model, not a curated record
UCAAAAUUAACAACACAAAACACUACUGACGGGAAUUCCACGCUCUUUUGGUAGCAGUGAAUUCGUGCAAGCGCAAAUCAAAUCAAAUCACGGUGGUCUGGCAUCUCUGGCAGCAGGGUUGCCCCCGAUCAACUGACGUUAAUUGCCCGCGACAACAGUCAAUCGCUUCUCCCGGCUCCAGCUCGAUUUGUUAUUUUCGACUGCUGCUGUUUUAGUUGAGGGAUUGGCCACCGGGAACGCAGCGAGCACGCAGCUAUGGUACAGAAUUGCGUGCUGUGCCGCAGCAGCGAGCAGGACGAGUUGGUCUUCGGCACUGUGCACGUGCAGGACAAGAUGAUGGUGCACCGCAACUGCUUGUACCUCAGCUCGAAUCUCAUCCAGCGCGGCGACAAGCACUUGGGCAUACUGAACUUCCUCAAGGAGGACAUCGAAGCGGAGGCCAAGCGCUGCCGUACAUUAACGUGCUGCUAUUGCCGCCGCCUGGGGGCCAAUAUUGGGUGCUGCAAGUCGGGCUGCCGCCGCACCUUUCACACCAAAUGCGGCGUCGAUCAUCUGGCCCAGAACCAGUUCCGCGACACGUACAAAUCGUACUGCCAUCAGCAUGUGCUGGUGCAUCGCCACCGUCCGUCGCUCAUAAAGAAGGAAGAAUGUGUCAUAUGCGCAGAUGAACUGCUCGGCGUGGGCGAGCGCUUCAGCGUGGUGACCUGUAUCUACGCGCCGUGCUGUCGCAAUGGAUGGUUCCACCGCAACUGCCUGCAGCGCUACGCCAAUUCGGCCGGCUACUUCUUCAAGUGCCCGCUGUGCAACAACUUGGAGGUGUUCCGCAAGGUGGUUUUGAUGGGCAUCUCGGUGCUGAACCAAGACGCCACCUGGGAGACGGAUCCGGACGCCUUUGUAGAUCAGUUUCACCGCGAUUUGGUUUGCACGGCCGAAAAGUGCUUUGCGGUGUCUGGUCGUGACGACACCUCCGCAACGCUGUUGUACUGCAACAAUUGCGGUGCCAACCCGUCGCACUUCUUUUGCACGACCCAGAGUUACAAAGACUACGUCUGCAACAUUUGCGCACCCGUCUUGCCGAACCCAGUUCCCUAUGUCGAUUCGGACUCGGAUGACGGCGACUCAAUCGACGUAACUGAAUUUGAGACAGCCGCCACACAGUUAGCAGCGGGCGAACAGGGUGAUCUUAUUCACCUCAAGCUGUCCGCCUCCAUUUGGGAUGUCAGCGACACAUCUGACGAUGACGACGAUGCCGUCUUUCAGCGCGCCGUCGAUGCCAAGCUGCAGAAGACCAUCUCCGAUGACCAACCAUCUACUUCUGCGGCGGCGGCACGCGCUUUAUCCUCCAGCACCCGUUCAGCGCUAGCAGCGGCCGGAUCACGCGCAACUGCUGCGCCAUCUCGUGGAUCUCACACAACAUUUGAAACACCGCGUGGAUCGCAAGCAACAACUGUAACCUCACGCGCAUCACGCACCUCUGCCGCAAGGCCAUCUCGCGCUACUACUAGAGCUGCUGUAUCCCCAGCCACACCGGCACUCAAUAACCAGGAAAACACUGAGCCGUCCCCAUCGAACGUGCGUCGCACCUCUCACUCUCGCGCACGCACCACGCGCACUAGACGCACCAUGAGCACUAGACGCACCAUGCCAGCCAGAAUGACAGUGGAGGAGUCCGAUAACGAGAAGAGCGAUCAAGAUGACGGGGCUGAGACGAAGAGGCUCCGCCUUUCGUCCACUUCCACUGAGCCGUCGACAGGCAGGCGUCUAUUGCGCUCCAUCUCGCCAGAGCCGAGCACUUCUGCUCCACGCACGUUGCGUCGCCGCACUUUGGCCAACAUGCAUCCAACAUACACCAACAUGGAUGUAUCCUGUGUGGCCAAUAGGACCCGCAACCGCUUGCCCACGCACAUGGCCACUCGCAAGGUUUAGGAGAUCGGAUGGCAACGACUAGUGACACUCGCAAAUUCCAUGUACAGCACAUCGACUAGGCUGUGGACCAAAUGCGUGCGUUUGGUGCGCAGCUGCUUCUCAUUGUAUUUUUAUUGUUCAGAUUAUGGAGAGCGACUGUUGUACAUAGAUAUAUCCCAUUAAAUACCUGUUCUCCUUGCCUGUAUUCGCUAAUAAGUUUCGAGCAACUCGGUUCAUUUAUUAUUUAUUUCUUCUGCACAUGCCAUUUUCUUUAAGUAUUUGUAGAAAUAACUUGUAUACAUAUUUACUUUAUUUAACUAGUUGUAGACAUCAUUUAACCCUUUUCGCCUUUCUUUCCAGCCACUUGCAGUGCAGUAUUAUUAUAUUUUUAUGACUAGCAAUCUAAGAAUCCCUGACCAGUAUCUGUUUUAUGAUACAUGUUGAGAACCACCGAGCUUAGUGCAUAUCUUUUCUUUGCUUUUUUUCAUCUCCUUUUCCUGUUUCUUACACGACCUUAUUCCGGAGAAA